Messenger RNA from [Torrubiella] hemipterigena, 1233 nucleotides. The record is from the annotation of a GenBank genome assembly. NCBI's taxonomy places the organism in Eukaryota, Fungi, Ascomycota, Sordariomycetes, Hypocreales, Clavicipitaceae.
AUGAUCGUGAGCACGGGGAUCAGGCUGUUUCUCCGCCGAAUGGCCCGCAGUCGUGGUGUACGGAUUGUUGUUCUCCUCGCCAUGAUUGUCAAUUUCCUCGAAACUUUCUCUAUAUAUAAUAGAAUAGCGCAGAUUGACAAAUCUUCGCCAAUGGUACACACAUACAGCAAGACUGAGCGCAUAUAUAUUGCGAGCAUGCACUUCAACAAUGAAGAACUGCUGCGUAACCACUGGAAUCGGGCACUUCUGGAGCUAGUAGCUGCUCUCGGCGAAAAGAAUGUCUUUGUCAAUAUAUAUGAGAGCGGUAGUUGGGACGACACCAAAGGUGCAUUGGCAGAAUUGGACGCUCUCCUGGAGCACAGGGGUAUCGAAAGGCGCGUGGAAGUGUCUAACACUACGCACCUCGAUGAGAUUGAAAAUCCAAUCAAGGCAGAUGGCUGGAUACAUACAAAGAGAAGCAAAGAGAAAGAACUUCGGCGCAUACCCUAUCUUUCUAGGCUGCGCAACAAGACGCUCCAGGACCUGGCUAAACUGGCAGAAGAAGGGGUACACUUUGACAAGGUCUUGUUUCUUGGUGACGUAGUCUUCACGGUCGACGAUGUUCUGACGCUCAUGGCCACCAAUGGCGGCCGGUAUGCCGCGACUUGCUCCCUCGACUUUUCAAAGCCUCCAUUAUACUAUGAUACAUUUGCACUGCGCGACUCCAAAGGGCAAAGCCACAUUAUGCCGACAUGGCCUUACUUCAAGUCGAGAGGCUCGCGCAACGCCUUAAUGCAUUAUGAAGACGCGGUUUCUGUUGCUAGCUGCUGGAACGGAAUAGUCGUCAUGAAAGCCAAGCCGUUUACUUCGUCCGUAAAGUUGCGGUUCCGCGGGGUCCCUGACUCACUGGCAAAGUACCACGUCGAAGGUUCAGAGUGCUGCCUCAUCCACGCAGACAAUCCGCUCUCCAAGACCCUCGGCGUAUAUCUUAACCCACGCGUUCGCGUUGGCUACAACUACGCAGCAUACAAGGCAACACAUCCUGUCACGUCGUGGGCGUCACCAUGGAAGAUUUCAUAUGGCAUUUGGGCGAAUCGUAUAAGCCGAUGGACGACAGUCACAUUUGAGCGGCAGGUUAUCCAUCAUCGCGUGAAGCAGUGGAUGGAAGAGGAUGCUGCAAAUGCAGAGCCGGGGGUGUUUUGCUUGAUUAAUGAAAUGCAGGUUCUUGUUGAGAAUGGCUGGGCGCAUGUGUAG